Scomber scombrus (Atlantic mackerel) is the source of this 1126-nucleotide messenger RNA. RefSeq names its product translocase of outer mitochondrial membrane 20b (gene tomm20b). Bases 144 to 584 code for a protein of 146 amino acids. Gene Ontology annotation, biological process: tRNA import into mitochondrion; protein import into mitochondrial matrix; protein targeting. Lineage: Eukaryota; Metazoa; Chordata; Actinopteri; Scombriformes; Scombridae. The transcript is spliced from 5 exons. Gene Ontology annotation, molecular function: transmembrane protein transporter activity. Gene Ontology annotation, cellular component: mitochondrial outer membrane; mitochondrial outer membrane translocase complex. The record is from RefSeq and is a predicted model, not a curated record.
GCCUGAGCCUUCUCCAGCCUGCAGACAUCUCACCGAGCAGCCGAGAAAAACACGCUAAUCUACAGGUAAACCGUCCACCGACAGGCCGGUAACCCUCCACCGACAGGCCGGUAACCCUCCUCUCUCAGGCCGCUACAGAGGCGAUGAUGGGCGGCAAGAGCAGCGCUAUAGCCGCCGGUGUGUGCGGGGCUCUGGUGGUCGGUUACUGCCUCUACUUCGACAGGAAGAGACGGAGUGACCCCGACUUCAAGAACAGGCUGCGGGAGCGGAGGAGAAAGCAGAAGGUUGCCAGUGACCGGGCCGGCAUCGCUAAGCUUCCGGACCUGAAGGACGCCGAGGCGGUGCAGAAGUUCUUCCUGGAGGAGAUCCAGCUGGGCGAGGAGCUGCUGGCUCAGGGCGACUAUGAGAAAGGCGUGGACCACCUGACCAACGCCAUCGCCGUGUGCGGUCAGCCUCAGCAGCUGCUGCAGGUGUUGCAGCAGACGCUGCCGCCGCCCGUCUUCCAGAUGCUGCUCACCAAGCUGCCCAGCAUCAGCCAGCGUAUCGUGAGCGCACAGAGUCUGAGCGAGGACGAUAUAGAAUAAAAGGACCGAGAUGAAACACUUCCUCCCCCCUACUUCCUACUUCCUCUUCCCGUGACCGCGGCCUCCAUCACUCCGGCCGACAUCAUCCAUCACCAUCAUUUCCCAUCAAGGUGUCCGAAAGGGAAUCUGUUUUUUUUAUCCCUGGUUUAUUCAUGACAGUAGAGUUUUUUUUUUUUACUUAAAUUACCCGUUUUGGGGUAAAUCAAAGUAUCUGGAUCAUAAAGCCUGGAGAAACACAAAGUCCCUCUCUAUGUGUGUGUGUGUGUGUGUGUGCUGAUUAACUGGACCGGGUUUAGUCUACAGCAUCAUGAACAGGUGAUCAUCGCUGUCACUGUCGGACAUGUUUUGGUUGUCGUCAUCAGUCGUAAGGAAGCAGGAAGACUCGGCUCGGAUGCUUCACGCUGUAUUUAUUUUGUUAUCAGUCGUCUGUUCGGUUCUAGACGUGGAAAACACUUUUUAAAAAGUGAUGAAAUGGUUUGUUCAUUUUAAAGAGGAUGAACCUCUCUAUAGGAAAAAAACAAUAAAAAAUGUAAAACUACAAA